Brienomyrus brachyistius is the source of this 8678-nucleotide messenger RNA. Its product is annotated as phospholipid-transporting ATPase ABCA1-like. The record is from RefSeq and is a predicted model, not a curated record. Bases 244 to 7047 code for a protein of 2267 amino acids. NCBI's taxonomy places the organism in Eukaryota, Metazoa, Chordata, Actinopteri, Osteoglossiformes, Mormyridae. Gene Ontology annotation, cellular component: intracellular membrane-bounded organelle; membrane. Gene Ontology annotation, molecular function: lipid carrier activity; ATP binding; ABC-type transporter activity. The transcript is spliced from 50 exons. Gene Ontology annotation, biological process: lipid transport; transmembrane transport.
GGCUCCUCCAGCGGCGUCUGAGCUAUAAAAGCUCCGGGAGGUAAAAAAAAAAACGGCACUGUUACAUUGCGAGUGAGGACGUGUGCGCUGUGAAAUUAGUGAGGGGAAAAAGUAGACAAAGGACUACUUUUGCUUUUUUCCCCUAUUGGAGUAUUUUCAACUUGCACGCAUUAAGAAGUCGUUUGCAGCUCUCAGGGAAGAGUCGGAAGCCGGAGGCUGCUGGGUGGGAAGUCCAGCGGCAAGAUGUCCAUCUCCACUCAGCUGGGCCUGCUGCUCUGGAAGAACUUCACCUACAGGCGACGGCAAACGCUCCAGCUGCUGAUCGAGGUCAUAUGGCCACUCUUUAUCUUCUUCAUCCUGAUCUCCGUGAGGAUUUACUACCCACCAUAUCAGCAGCACGAAUGCCAUUUCCCCAACAAGGCCAUGCCCUCUGCGGGCACCCUGCCCUGGGUCCAGGGCAUAAUUUGCAACGCCAACAACCCCUGCUUCCGUCACCCCACCCCUGGAGAGUCCCCAGGAGUGGUUGGCAACUUCAACCAGUCUAUUAUUUCGCGCCUGUUCUCCGAUGCCAAGAAGAUCCUGCUAUACAGUCAGCAUGAUAAGAGCCUGGAGGGAUUCAAAGACCUGAUACAAGCACUGAAGAUCAUGCAGAGCAACACGACAGGCUUCAAGUUGAAGGACUUCCUCCGCGACAAUGAGACACUCUCCUCGUUCCUGGUCCACAAUGCUUCGUUUUCUGAAUAUUCGGUCAAUGAGAUUGUGGAGGCUGAUAUAAACUUGGAAAAGGUGCUGAUUAAGGGCUUCGGCGUACACUUGAAGGACAUGUGCAACAAGACUGCCCUCCAGAACUUCGUGACAAUCAAGGACAAGAACGUGUCACAACUCGCCCAGGACAUCAUCUGCAAAUCCUCGCGAUCCUGGCUGAGCCAGGCUGAGCGCCUCUUCCUGUCCAACCUAGACUUCCUGAAACCCAUACGGAAGGAUGUGAAGACGGACCCCCAUGAUGUUCAGCAGGUCUCGGAGGCCACGGAUUAUCUUCUGGAGAGCCUAGGUGCACUGGCAGUAGAGCUGGCCAGCAUGAAGAGCUGGACAGACAUGCGCAGCGAGAUCCUGUACCUGACGGAAAACGCCAACGACUCGCCCACCCAGAUGUACCAGGCGGUGUCGCGCAUCGUCUGCGGGCACCCCGAGGGCGGUGGCCUAAAGAUCAAGUCCCUCAACUGGUAUGAGGACAGCAACUACAAAGCGCUGUUUGGCAACCACAACGACAGCGAGGAGGAGCCCGUCUCCGUCUAUGACAACUCCUCAUCUCCGUACUGUAAUACCUUGAUGAAGAAUAUGGAAUCCAGUCCCAUUUCUCGCAUGAUCUGGAGAGCCUUGAAGCCCCUGCUGGUGGGCAAGAUCCUCUACACUCCUGACACUCCGGCCACUCAGAAGAUAAUCAAAGAAGUCAACAGGACUUUUCAGGAUUUAGGGAUCCUACGAGACCUAGGUGGUAUGUGGGAGGAGAUCAGGCCCAAGGUGUGGAGCUUCAUGGAAAACAGCAAAGAGAUGAACCUUGUCCGGACCCUGCUACAGAACAACGCCAGCGCCAGGUUCUUCAACGCCCAGCUUCAAGGCACGCAGUGGAAGGUGGAGGAUGUGUCCAGCUUUCUGGCCAAGCAUUCUGAAGACACACGCCCUCCUGGGACAACCUACACCUGGAGGAACGUCUUUAAUGAGACAGAUCAGGCCAUUCGGGCCAUUACACGCUUCAUGGAGUGUGUCAACUUAGAUAAGCUGGAGCCGGUCACCAAUGAGGAGAGGCUGGUGGACAAGUCGAUGGGACUUCUGGAUAACAGACAGUUCUGGGCAGGCAUCGUCUUCCCGGAUAUCGAGUCCAACAGCUCAGACCUUCCUGCCAAUGUCAACUAUAAAAUUCGCAUGGAUAUAGACAACGUGGAGCGAACCAACAAAAUCAAAGACGGAUACUGGGAUCCUGGUCCCAGGGCUGACCCGUUUGAGGACCUGCGCUACGUGUGGGGUGGAUUCUCCUACCUCCAGGAUGUCAUCGAGCAUAGCAUCAUUCGCGUGGUCACCGGUAGCAAAGAGAGGACGGGCGUCUACAUCCAGCAGAUGCCAUACCCCUGCUACGUGGAUGACGUGUUCCUCCGUGUGAUGAGCCGCUCCAUGCCGCUCUUCAUGACGCUGGCUUGGAUGUACUCCGUGGCCAUCAUCAUCAAGGGUGUGGUCUACGAAAAGGAGGCCCGCCUCAAGGAAACCAUGAGGAUCAUGGGACUGAAUAAUGGCAUCCUGUGGUUCAGCUGGUUCAUCAGUAGCCUGAUUCCCCUCCUAGCCAGUUCUGCUCUUCUGGUUCUCGCUCUCAAGAUGGGAAACCUCCUGCCCUACAGCGAUCCAGGGGUGAUUUUCCUGUUCCUAGGCUCCUUUGGCGUGGUUACCAUCAUGCAGUGCUUCCUCAUCAGCACUAUCUUCUCCCGUGCCAACCUGGCAGCGGCCUGUGGAGGCAUCAUAUACUUUACCCUCUAUCUCCCUUACGUGCUUUGUGUGGCCUGGGAAGAUUACGUGGGCUUUGGCUCCAAAGUUAUAGCCAGUCUACUAUCUCCUGUGGCAUUUGGCUUCGGCUGCGAGUACUUCGCUCUCUUUGAAGAGCAGGGCAUGGGUAUCCAAUGGGACAACCUGCUCUCCAGCCCCAUGGAAGAGGACAGCUACAGCCUCACAACCUCCAUUACUCUCAUGUACAUUGACUCCUUCCUUUAUGGACUCAUGACCUGGUACAUUGAAGCCGUCUUCCCAGGCCAGUAUGGGAUACCCCGGCCGUGGUACUUCCCCUUCACUAAAUCCUAUUGGUUUGGAGAAGAUACAGACAAAUUGGCAGCCGAACUGCAGGGCAAACAAGGAAAUGCAGAAACUGUCUGUAUCGAGGAAGAACCAGCACACCUUAAACCAGGUGUUUACAUCAAGAACCUAGUGAAAGUGUAUAGCCAUGGGAACAAGCUGGCUGUGGAUGGGCUGACGCUUGGCUUCUACGAGGGCCAGAUCACUUCCUUCCUGGGCCACAAUGGAGCCGGCAAGACCACCACAAUGUCAAUCCUAACAGGCCUCUUCCCUCCAACAUCGGGGACGGCGUACAUCAUGGGCAAGGACAUCUGUUCUGAGCUGAGUGCGAUACGGCGAGACCUAGGCGUGUGCCCUCAACACAACGUUUUAUUCAGCAUGUUGACCGUGGAGGAGCACAUUUGGUUCUAUGCUCGUUUGAAGGGCCUCUCUGAGGAGGAGGUGAAGGCUGAGAUGGAGCAGAUUGUGUUGGACCUUGGCCUGCCACACAAACGCAAGUCCAGAACUAGCCAACUGUCUGGAGGUAUGCAACGGAAGCUUUCAGUGGCACUGGCAUUUGUUGGUGGAUCCAAAGUCGUCAUUCUGGAUGAGCCUACUGCUGGCGUAGACCCUUAUGCCCGGAGAGGCAUCUGGGACCUGCUACUGAAGUACAGGCAAGGUCGCACCAUCAUCCUCUCCACGCACCACAUGGAUGAGGCCGACAUCCUCGGGGAUCGCAUUGCCAUCAUCUCCCAUGGCAAGCUGUGUUGCGUGGGCUCCUCGCUCUUCUUGAAGAAUCAGUUAGGCACGGGCUACUACCUCACCUUGGUCAAGAGGGACCACGAUCUUUCCCUUAGUAGCUCUUACCGGAACUCAAGCAGCACUGUGUCCUACAUCAAGAAGGAUGACAGUGUUUCCGAGAGCAGCUCUGAUGCAGGCCUCGGCAGUGACCAGGAGAGUGAAACCACCACCAUUGAUGUCUCCAUCAUCUCCAACGUGAUCUUCAAACAUGUCCCUGCUGCACGCAUGGUGGAGGACCUGGGUCAUGAGCUCAUCUAUGUGCUCCCUUACGAGUCAGCCAAAGACGGAGCCUUCGUAGAGCUCUUCCAUGAGCUUGACGACCGCCUUUUUGACCUUGGCAUCUCCAGUUAUGGUGUCUCUGACACCACCCUGGAAGAGAUAUUCCUGAAAGUGGCAGAAGAUAGUGGAGUGGACACUGAAAUCGUAUCAGAUGGCACUGUCCCGUUGCGCAGAAACCGCAGACAUGCCUUUGGUGACCACCAGAGCUGUCUCCGGCCCUUCACUGAGGACGACGGCUUUGACUGCAACGACUCUGAAGGAGACCCGGAAUCCCGGGAGACAGAUUGGCUGAGUGGAACACAUGGCAAGGGGUCGCAUCAAGUCAAAGGCUGGAGUUUGAAGAGACAGCAGUUCGUGGCCUUGUUGUGGAAGCGAUUGCUAUACGCUCGGCGCUCCCGAAAAGGCUUUUUUGCUCAGAUCGUUCUGCCCGCCGUGUUCGUCUGCAUCGCCCUGGUCUUCAGCCUCAUCGUCCCUCCCUUUGGAAAGUACCCCAGUCUGGCCAUGCAGCCAUGGAUGUAUGAGGAGCAGUUUACUUUCUUCAGCAACGAUGCCCCCGAAGAUGCCAGCACGCAGUCGUUAUUAAAUGCCUUGACAGAACAUCCUGGGUUUGGAACUCGUUGUAUGGAAGGAGACCCCAUACCGGGCGUCCCAUGCGAGAAUGUUGAUGACGUCUGGACCAGUCCAGAUGUCCCAAGCAGUGUGCAGGAGAUCUUCUUUUCUGGGAACUGGUCCAUGGAGAACCCUUCCCCUUCGUGCGAGUGCAGCUGCGGCAGCCGGAAGAAGAUGUUGCCUGACUGUCCUCCGGGAGCUGGAGGACUUCCACCCCCCCAGAUUAAACUGAGCCAAACUGAUACCUUGCAAAAUCUGACCGGGAGAAAUGUGUCAGACUACCUGGUGAAAACUUACGCCCAGAUUAUUGGAAAAAGUUUGAAGAACAAGAUUGGAGUUAAUGAAUUCAGGUACGGUGGAUUCUCCCUGGGUGCCAGAAGUUCCCAAGUUCUCCCUCCAGCUGCUGACCUCAAAGAUGCAAUCUCCCGCAUAAGGAGCGUCUUCAGCCUUCGACCGGGGAUGGCAGCCGACCGUUUCCUGAAAAGCUUAUCUGGCUUCAUCCAGGGCCUGGACACAAAGGAUAACGUCAAGGUUUGGUUCAACAACAAAGGCUGGCAUAGUAUCGGAGCCUUUCUCAACGUGAUGAACAACGGCAUCCUGCGGGCAAACCUCCCUCCGGGUACAGAUCCCAGCAAAUUUGGCAUCACGGCCUUCAACCACCCCCUGAACCUCACCAAGGAGCAGCUCUCACAAGUGGCCCUGAUGACCACCUCAGUGGAUGUGCUGGUAUCCAUCUGCGUGAUCUUCGCCAUGUCCUUCGUGCCGGCCAGCUUUGUGGUCUUCCUCAUCCAGGAGCGCGUCAGCAAAGCCAAGCACAUGCAAUUCAUCAGUGGUGUGCAGCCCUUCCUGUACUGGCUGGCUAACUUUGUCUGGGAUAUGUGCAACUAUGUCGUCCCAGCCACGCUGGUCAUCAUCAUUUUCGUCUGUUUCCAACAAAAAGCCUAUGUCUCCUCCACCAAUCUGCCUGCCCUGGCCCUCUUGCUGCUCCUCUACGGGUGGUCCAUCACCCCCCUGAUGUACCCUGCCUCAUUCUUCUUCAAGAUCCCCAGCACAGCCUAUGUGGUGCUUACCAGCGUCAACAUCCUAAUUGGCAUCAAUGGCAGCGUGUCUACAUUCGUCUUGGAGCUCUUUGGUGGCAGCAAGUUCGGUGGGGUCAAUGAAAUCCUGAAGAACGUGUUUCUGAUUUUCCCGCACUUCUGCCUGGGCCGAGGCCUGAUUGACAUGGUUAAAAAUCAAGCGAUGGCCGACGCCCUGGAGAGAUUCGGGGAAAGUCGUUUCCAGUCUCCGUUGGCGUGGGACAUGGUGGGCAAGAACCUUUUUGCUAUGGCCCUGGAGGGUGUGAUCUUCUUCUCCAUCACUGUGCUCAUCCAGUACCGGUUCUUCAUUAAAGCCAGGGCAUGGAGCCCCAAACUGAAUUCUUUAGGCGAGGAGGAUGAAGAUGUGGCCAGGGAGAGGCAGAGAAUCCUGGGUGGAGGGGGCCAGUCUGACAUCCUGGAGUUGCGUCAGCUCACAAAGGUAUAUAAGAGGAAGCAGAAGCCUGCUGUCGACCGUCUGUGUGUGGGCAUCCCACGCAGAGAGUGUUUUGGGCUGCUUGGCGUAAACGGUGCAGGGAAGACAAGUACCUUCAAGAUGUUGACCGGAGAUUCGGUGGUGACUAGCGGAGAGGCCUUCCUGGCUGGGAAGAGCGUGCUGACCGAGAUCGACGAGGUGCACCAGAACAUGGGCUACUGCCCGCAGUUCGACGCCAUCAAUGAACUGCUGACGGGCCGAGAGCACCUGGAGUUCUAUGCCCUCCUACGAGGGGUCCCUGAAAAAGAAGUGUGUGAGGUGGCUGAGUGGGGCAUCCGUAAACUGGGACUGGUGAAGUACGUAGACAAAAAAGCAGGAAGCUAUAGUGGAGGGAACAUGCGCAAGCUGUCCACCGCCAUAGCUCUGAUCGGGGGUCCGCCUGUUGUGUUCCUGGAUGAGCCUACCACCGGCAUGGACCCCAAAGCCCGUCGGGCUCUCUGGAACUGCAUCCUCAGUGUCAUCAAAGAGGGUCGUUCUGUCGUGCUAACCUCGCACAGCAUGGAGGAGUGCGAGGCCCUUUGCACCAGGAUGGCCAUCAUGGUGAACGGCAGGUUCCGCUGUCUGGGCAGCGUCCAGCACCUGAAGAACCGGUUUGGAGACGGCUACACCAUCAUCCUGCGGGUGGCAGGACCCAAGCCGGAUCUGGACUUGGUCAUGAAGUUCAUCGAGGGGGAGUUUCCGGGCAGCACGCUGAAGGAGAAGCACAGGAACAUGCUGCAGUACCAGCUUCCGUCUUCCCUCAUCUCCCUGUCCCGCAUCUUCAGCAUCUUGUCCAAGCACAAGGAGCGGCUCCAGAUAGAGGACUACUCCGUGUCCCAAACCACAUUAGACCAGGUGUUUGUCAAUUUUGCCAAGGACCAAAGUGACGAGGACCAUUCUAAGGACAUUUCCGUGAGCAGCAAAGACGCCGUGGUGGACAUUUCACAGUUCAGCUCCUUCCUGCAAAAUGAGAAGGUGAAGGAGAGCUUUGUUUGAACGGACAGUCUUUCCGUUGCCCCUCAGCCAGAGGGAAACUGGAACUGCAAAGGCGACUCUCGGACCAAAAUGAGAGUUUAUUUUUUUUGUUUUCUUGUGUAUUGAUGUUAUGGUCUUUUAUUUGUUCCUUUUUUGGCAUGAGGCCAUCUGGAGGAGGAACUGAAUGCAGAAGCUUCCCGCUGAAAAGGAACACAAUGCAAGUCAAUGCAAAAAAAUUCCACUUUGGUGUUCACAAGGGAGAGCCUGGCGCCCCCUGUUGGUUGUUGAGGAUAGCGAGCACAUAACUUGAAUAUGCUUAUUUCGUUCCUCUGAUUUUCACACGUUGGAAUGUGUGAACAUGGGAGGCCUGCAAUACUGUAUACCGUGUGUAAUUCCAGUCAGUCUCUGCCCACCGUUAUAGAGGAAUCAGGGCUCACCCCCCACCUUUGGGCAAAGAGCAGAGACUGACGUUGAAGAAUAACAAUCAGUCAAAACAAUGCAAGGCCUUAGGGGAAAGGUUAUAAAAUUACAUUAUUCUGUUUGAUUUUUUUUUUUUGUAAUAUGUACUUUCUUUAAUAUUUAUAUGAACAUAAAUAUCUUAACAUUUUUCAAACUCGUUUAUAAAUUUCUCUUGACUGAGAUGUAGCUUAGUUUCCAGUGCCUGGUACUGCGGCUUCCGUCUUGUCUACCACUCCAAUCAAAACGACGUUAGAAGCACAUGAAGUACACCUUGGAAUGUACUGUAAAGAAAAGAAAAAAAACGUCAUAGGUUUUUAUUUUCGGACCAUAUCUUAUUGGUCAGGAGAACUUCAGAGUUCACAUUUUUAAAAAUGAAAUAUAAAAUACCUCAGUAAAGGCCAGACCAGUGGCUCUCAAUACAGUGCAGUGUUUUUCUCAGUCAGGAAAGCUCCAUGCGAACUAUCGUGUGUAAAUCAGCUGCCGAUGCCGUGAUUUAGCGUCGCUCUAACACACGCAGGACACACAUUCAGGACCUGACCCCUGGUCCCCUCAGUAGCAGCUGGACCUGAGUAUUUUAAUGCCCAUACUACUGGUGUGUCGUCUUUGAUUCCUGUGCUGUAACAAGCCAUAACACGUGCCAACGCCAUCCUUGGUCCUACACUCCAGUAUAGGGCAUACACUCCUUUUCCACUUACUGCCAUGGUGUGAAUUUUCUCACCUGAACAAGUCCCAGCUGAGAUUCUGUGACUCCGGUGGCUGCCGCCCAGCACACUGCGAAUCGCUACGCCCCCCCCCUCCCCCCUCCCCAUCAUCCACUGUGACCUUUCCAAUAAAGUGCCAUUGACGUUGUGUCAUCUCUCCCGUCUGCAUUCAGGAAGGCCUGCUGAGCCAAUCGGAUAAAAAGCUCGCUUCUCAUUGGUCACGGUGUAGUCAUGGCAGUUGUGCCGGUGUUCAUUCCUAGCACUUUAUAGCUCAUGUUUCUUGAAAAUUAUUUAAUUUGCACUGGAGUACCCACAGACAAGAAACAAACAUUUUGUCUUCUGAUUUAUGAAAAUAAUAAAAAUUCUACCAUGGCCAACCCCUUGCCCUUAUAAUUGUGCAUGGGUUUAAUGUACAAAAAAAAAAUUGUGGAAAUCUGUUACUUGUCCUGUGCCGUACUUAUUUAUAGAAUAAAACUUGACCAAUAACAGCCA